AACCAAACAAGAUUAGAAGAAAAGAAACAAUUAGAAAGAAGUUGAAAAUACCCUUUUGAGCCAAAGAAGACAGAGAAUCCCUUUUCUACGGUGUGGCUUCUUCCACAUGUUAUUUUCUGAUAAUACAGGACAGCUCCAAAACCAGAUUUCUGAGUCAGCAAUCCCCUUUGUGAAUACUUGACACUGAAGCCCAGAACCCUGGAAUCUUUGCCCCUAAAGCAACUUUUGCCCCAAGCAAUUCUUCAAUUUCCACAGCCAUAGUUUUUUAUGACAUUUCAAUUUCCCCCAGGUAGUCCUCUUCUUCUUCCAUCUCUUAUUCUCCUUCAUCCUCCACCACCACCAUGCCCAAAUCAUUGGCUGUCACCCACGCUGACCUCGCUCCAAGUCCCCGGAGCACCGAGCUAGGAAGCAAAACUGGAGCAGUCCUCAUGGUAUUCACCAUCCUCUGUGGCCUCUUUUGCUUCAUCCUUUGCCUCAUUGCUGAAGCCACCCGCUCCCAGGAAGUUUGGAUAAGCAAUGGUGACAAAGGGAAGGAGGAGAUAUACGAGUGCGUGUACAGUAAGAGUGGGAAGACGCCGCUGUUGUGUUCUGCAGUGGCGUUUGUGGGACUGUCAGUUGCCAUGGUGGUGGAGAACGUGUAUAUGUUGGUUGCAAUCAGUAAUACACCGCCUGCUCUGGCUUCCUGGGACCCUGAUUCUCCUCCUGCGAAGGCCUUCACUUGGCAAGCAGGAUUCUUCUUUGUCACAACUUGGAUUUGUUUUGCUGUUGGGGAAAUGUUGUUGUUGAUUGGAGUAAGCGUGGAGUCAGGCCAUUUGAAAUACUGGUCAAGGCCAAGACCCAGUUGCCUCACCGUAAGGGAAGGAAUGUUCUCGGCCGCCGGAGUGUUUGCUUUGAUGACAGUUUUCCUAGCGGCUAGUCUAUACUUAACAGCAUUGCGGGCACAUAGGCUGAUUCAGAAACAGGAGAGUUUGCGGCGGGAAAUGCUGGAGGCCUCUUUCCUAUACGCAUCCCCUCCAAGGUCGCCGUCGCACCGUGUCAUUGCAGCCAUCCCCCGGGAGGAUCCGGUACCUCCGACAUUCACAUAUCCACUAGCUUUUAGCAAGCAAUCAAGCAUAGUCACGCUGGAAUAGUGUAAUACUUAAAACAAAUAUGAGAAAUUGGUCCCUCUGGCAAAGUCGGGGGCACAGGGCAUCAGCAGUAGUUUUUUCUUUUCUUUUUUUUUUUUUAAUCUGUCCCUAGGCACCAGGUAGGUCUUUGU
This is a messenger RNA of Rubroshorea leprosula, 1258 nucleotides long. NCBI's taxonomy places the organism in Eukaryota, Viridiplantae, Streptophyta, Magnoliopsida, Malvales, Dipterocarpaceae. The record is from the annotation of a GenBank genome assembly.